AUGGCCAGGACUGGGUUCCGUGACACCAAGCCUCUGCUGGACUUACACAAGGCGGACGACAGGCAAGGGCUCAUAAAAACUUUGCAGGUUGCCUGUGGGCCCACUGAUCGCUGGCAGCCAGUGGAGGAGUCUGAGUCCAGGCUAGUGCCAGAAAAGGACCCAGAACCCAGAUGGAUACCUGUUCUGCCCUCCCGCUAUGUGGAUGGGAUACUAUCAGCCAAAAUGAUCAACAGUGUCUUUGUAGGGUUCAUGGACAAAACAUGGACAUACUCUUCUGGCAAUCGAUUGUCGAAUAAUGUGCUUGUUUUGUUUAUACUUCCCCCUACGUGUCCUCCUUUUGAUCCGAGUGUAACAGAUGGAUGUCUGGAGGAGCCUUUGCUUCGUCACAAUCUCAGCCUGCCAGGCCUCCACAGCCUCCAGGCGCUGGUGCCCAGCCUGUUGCGCCAUGAAGUGGAGCUCGCCCUUGAGAAGCUGGAACUUGUAUGGGACCGCACAUUUGCUUGGGAAAUGUUCUUGGAUAUGAUGAGAAGUCAAACAUGGCAAACCUUACCUAACACAGAGAUGACAAGACACUUCAGUGACGUGACUCGAGCUGUACUGGUUGACUGGCUCAUUCAAGUGCAUGAGAUGUUGCACUUCCAGGAGGAGACUCUCUAUCUGGCCAUUCACCUCCUCAACCGCUCCCUCCGUCUGGUCAAAGUCACCACAGCAAACCUGCAGCUCCUUGGUAUAGUUUGUCUCUUCUUGGCAGCUAAGAAAGAAGAGUGCCUCCUGCCUGAAGUGUCUGGACUUUGCUACCUAAUGGAUCAUGCCUACACUAAGCAUCAACUGCUACGCAUGGAGAGAAAAGUCCUCACCGGCCUGAAGUUUAACUUGUCCUACUGUCCGCCUUUGCAUUUUCUACUGCUGCUCUCCUCCAUUGCCCGCUGCAGUGCUCAGAUGGUGUGGAUGGCUCGCUACCUGCUUGAGUUGUCGCUCCUGGAGGGCCGUUGUGUGGCGUUUCUGCCUUUGCAAUUAGCGGGAGCGGCCCUUUGCUUGGCCCGGCAUGUCCUGAAGGAACCCCAGACCCCGGAGGGUGAGGCUGCCUGGUGUCUCGCCUCUGGCAUUCACACUGGCAGUGAGACCGUCCUGCUGAGGAUAAUCCAAAUUCUGGCUGGCGCUGCAGCCAGAGCUCAAACCAGAGAGACCAGUCCUACUUUUAUCAAAUUCUCCUCUCGAGAAACAAUGCAUGUUAGCAGACACCCUGGGGUUCCUGUGGCUGGGAUUAGUUUGUACAACGCCCAGCCCAGCACCAACAGAAUGGAGGAGAGCCCCAUCAUCGAGGCCAUGACGUAG
Messenger RNA from Nerophis lumbriciformis (worm pipefish), 1335 nucleotides. Lineage: Eukaryota; Metazoa; Chordata; Actinopteri; Syngnathiformes; Syngnathidae. The record is from RefSeq and is a predicted model, not a curated record.